This is a messenger RNA of Oncorhynchus tshawytscha (Chinook salmon), 447 nucleotides long. RefSeq names its product ADP-ribosylation factor 1. The transcript has 3 exons. Gene Ontology annotation, molecular function: GTP binding; GTPase activity. The record is from RefSeq and is a predicted model, not a curated record. Gene Ontology annotation, cellular component: cytoplasm; plasma membrane. Lineage: Eukaryota; Metazoa; Chordata; Actinopteri; Salmoniformes; Salmonidae. Bases 31 to 423 code for a protein of 130 amino acids. Gene Ontology annotation, biological process: vesicle-mediated transport; intracellular protein transport.
UUCUGUCUCCCUUCCUCCAGAUUAGCCAAGAUGGGGAACAUGUUUGCAGGCCUGUUUAAGAAUCUCUUUGGUAAAAAAGAGAUGCGGAUUCUGAUGGUGGGGCUGGAUGCUGCCGGCAAGACCACCAUCCUGUACAAGCUCAAACUGGGAGAGAUCGUCACCACAAUCCCUACCAUCGGUUUUAACGUUGAGACGGUAGAAUACAAGAACAUCAGCUUCACAGUGUGGGAUGUGGGCGGUCAGGACAAGAUCAGGCCUCUGUGGCGGCACUACUUCCAGAACACCCAAGGUCUGAUCUUUGUGGUGGACAGUAACGACAGGGAGAGAGUGAACGAGGCGCGGGAAGAGCUGACAAGGAUGCUGGCUGAGGACGAGCUGAGAGACGCUGUGCUGCUUGUGUUCGCUAACAAACAGGUGAACUGACUAACUGGGGAGAGACACUAGUGC